Exaiptasia diaphana is the source of this 5740-nucleotide messenger RNA. Its product is annotated as tyramine receptor 1. Bases 2805 to 4343 code for a protein of 512 amino acids. Gene Ontology annotation, biological process: chemical synaptic transmission; G protein-coupled receptor signaling pathway, coupled to cyclic nucleotide second messenger. The record is from RefSeq and is a predicted model, not a curated record. The transcript is spliced from 4 exons. Gene Ontology annotation, molecular function: G protein-coupled serotonin receptor activity; neurotransmitter receptor activity. Lineage: Eukaryota; Metazoa; Cnidaria; Anthozoa; Actiniaria; Aiptasiidae. Gene Ontology annotation, cellular component: membrane; dendrite.
AAUCAAAGUACUUUAAUUACAGAACGAUUUACAAAGAGAAACGACCAGCUUUGGGGGAAAACACAAGAAAACUCCAAUUUAACAUCAACACAGUGUCAAAACAUAGUAAGUACGAAAUGAAGACAAUUUUAGAACACAGAAAAAAUGAUUUCGAUUCCAUGAUCACUGACUAAUACAAUAGAAAAAGAAACAGAAAAACACUGCAACAAAGCAAAAAAGAAAACCUCUGGGCAGUUUAAAUGUAUUUUAACGUGACUAAAUUGAAUUAUUCUGGAGCUUACGUUAAAURUGAGUUGAAAGCAUCGUCCCGGCCGACUGUAUAGAGAUGCAAAAACCUCAGAAAAACGAUCAGAUUUCAGCUUUUUGUGAAAUUACAAUUUUUGGUACAAGAUGCAUUUCCGUUUCUCAUGAUAAAUGAUAGUGCAUGUAUUGAUUUGUAGCUAGUAGCUAGAUUAUUGCUAAAACAAUCAGCAGGAAUCAUAUAACUUGCCGUGGAAUGAUUGUAGAACCAUGCUCUAUAGGGAUGGUGCUCAUGUAUUCAGGAUUUCUUGGUGUAUUUGUGUAAGAGUCUUUACAUAAAUCACUCUGACUUAUUCUGAGGUUUUAGACUCAUAUCAAGUUAUCAGUUACUUGUCCUUAGAUAAACGAAUAUCUUCUUUUCUCAGUUAGGACUUUGAAAUAUUGGUAUCAGGUGGCUAUUGACCACUAUUCAAGGAUUAUUAGGUAGGGUGGUAUAGCGUUUUAUACACUUAAACUUAAAUAUAGUAACGAUGUCGAUAAUACAAUACUUUAACUUAACAACAACAAUGAUAAUUACAUCGUCAUUAUUAUUAUAAGGAACAAUUACAUAUAAUUGGUUCAUUGUAAAAUUUUCACUUUCUUGAAACUGCGGAACAUGUGCUAGUGACGCAAUUCGCUACUUCAAUUACCCGUUAUGAUAUCUUUUGUACUUAUAUUUCUAAUGUACAAUUUAUAAACACUUAUAAUUACUUCUCGAUGUAAUUUUGAACUCRAGAAACAUUAGYUACCAGUAAAUUAUGRUUGASAAAGAGCCAUAYCCGGAACGCCAUUUUUGCUGWAAAACAAGUCUAAAUCUGCGAACAUUUUCGCGUUGGAAGAAGACUUCAACUCAAAUCAAAUCUGCGUACUUUUUUAGCCAUAUUACAACUCAUUAWCCAUGCAUUAGUUGUUUCUUUCUAAAAUCUAAAUCAAGGAUAAAAAGCUAAUUAAAAAUUGUUAGGCAGGAAGGCUUUCUGUCAGUAACUUACAGAUUAAACCCAAUGUUGACAACAAACUAGUACAAUCUUCAUUUCCUAAUAUUACAACAUAUUAUCCAUCUCCCUUACAACAAUGAGGAUUAUAAGCUUGAUUUCCUCAACAACUGUCUUAAUUUCAUCGCGAGAUCAGCUUUUAUCAAGCAAAGCCAGUGUUUAGAAACACCUUUUAUACUUAAAUGCGAUUUGGGGCUUUAUGAACGCGACAAGAAGACCAGCUUAGACAUAUUGUUAACUUAGUCUGUCAAAUUUAUGUGCUAUUUAAAAACUAAAGAGGUAACUAGACCAGGCUCUGUAUGCUGGCAAUGGUAAAAAAACAUCRAUCCGGAUUACUUUAUUCUAAAUCCGUAUACUCCAAGAAAAAACUGUGAAAGUCAAAAUUGACCUCCCUCAAAUCCAGUAUAAAGUAACCUGAGUAUAAAGAGAAACAAAUUGCACAUUGCCAAGAAUUACUGUUCUAUUUUCCAAAAUAAAAACAAAAUAAUUGUACAAAAGUGGCUAGUUUUAAGAGCUUAUUACAAGAAAUAGACCUCCCAUCGCUGAGUAUUUCGAAGUUACAUUUGCAACGUGACUUCGUGUUUAAAACAAUUAUUYGAGUAUUAAACAAGGAAUUUUAUAAAGAACACCGCAGCGACAUGCACGAUAUGACACUAAUUCCAUUCAAUGACAUUUUGACGAAAAACGUCUUUGUUUUAGUUCUUCACUAUGCACCAGGCAUAAUAUUUUGACUUAGUAAUAUACAGUGUCUGUCACGAUAGUUAGUAAAAUUAGUGGAUUAUUGCUUUUCGGUGAGCUUUAUCGGUGUUUAAAAACGGGUUCUCGCGGGAGGUCCAAUAUACUUAUAACGACAUUCAAUAUUGUUAAAAUCGCUCAGUUUACAGUUCUGUGGUUAGCAAAGCUGUUGUACAUCUUAAUGUGGCGUCUGCUCUAUUCAAAACCGUUUUUAUUGUGGUAGAAAUGUCGGAACUUCCACAAAUCUGCUGAAAAAUCUAGCUCGCUUCGACUKGGUCCAUGRWGCUCUACUWUGAUUGGUUAGUUUGCAAUCCCAGCAURCUUUUCGUGAUGGGCACUCCCGCUACACAGAUUGUGGUAUGGAGUUCUGGUCAAAAUAGUUCACCAUAUGGUUGUUAGCUGAUCGGGAUUGCCUUUCAACCAGGCAACUCUGUGAAUUGAUUUGGACAAGAAGCUGCAGUACAGUAAGUAAUACAUCUAUUUACAUUGUAAAGUUUUAGCGCCUGGCUCAAGCACAUUGCCGCCUUUCCGCACCAUUCAUGCAACAUGAAUAAAAUGACUUGCGUCGUGUCAAUAGUGAUCACUAUUGGUAUAUGAAGUUAAUUGCAUGUUAUAAAUAAGUCAAAUGUAAACUCGUGUACAUCUGUAGUCGAUGCGUCUGCCGGCCAUGAAUGAAAUCUCUUCCUUCUGGUACCAUUACAAAAUCCUCUCCAAGGCCGAUUUACAAGGUCUGGUCAAAGAGCAGUAAAUCUUUAGUGUUGACCGCUCUUCAAAAUCAACGCUAAAUUCCAGGCAGCAAUGACGAAUUUCACAGAAGUAAACAUAUCCUUGUCCUCGAACCUCUCCAACGUGACGAACACUAGUGGUCCACAAUCCAAAAUGAUUCCAAUGCCGUCACUAGCACAACGAGUUAUAUCAGCAAUCGCCAUGAGUGUACUUAUWAUUCUCUCAAUAUCAGGCAAUUCCCUCGUCAUCGCCUCGUUCUAUUACUAUAAAAAGAUUCGUCGAAGUGUAACAAACUGUUUUAUAGUGUCACUUGCAGUCAGUGAUCUGAUGGUAGCKUUUUUGUCUGAGCCAUUCUGGCUUUCCUAUCAGAUAACACAAUGGACAACGUUUCCUGAAGGUUGGGAUAUUAACACAUUGGUCCUGUUUUGGACCAUCCUUGAUAUAUCGUGCGCGAUAGCGUCGAUUGUGAACCUUUUAUUCAUAUCAAUAGACCGGUACUUUGCUAUCAAGAGUCCUUUAUCACACCACACAAAAAUGACACCGGAGACGUCGGUCUAUAUCAUCUUUGGGUUGUGGUUGUACUCUAUUGGGACUGGGUGCUUAUUCAUACUAGAAUGGCACUGGAAAUUCUUGGUUAUAUUCAUUAUAGGUUUCGUUGUUCCAUUAAUUAUCAUGGUGUUCUGUUAUGUUGGUAUCAUGGUAGUGAUAUCGUCCAAAGCACGUCUCUCGAACCAAGUAGGUUCAACACGUCUAGAUAAAGAGUUCAAAACUGCCAAAAGCUUAGGGGUGGUGACGGGUUCGUUUGUUUUCUGUUGGUUGCCUUUCUUUAUUGUAUCGUUAACGUUCCAAUACUGUGAUUUGUCUUGUCAAAAUACCAUGAGGAGCAUCCCUGCGUUAGCGCCAGCUGUCAAGUGGUUACAUUAUCUUAACAGCUGUCUGAACCCCAUCAUCUACGCCUUCCUAAACCCUACCUUCAAAGUAGCCUUUAGGAAUCUGUUUCGACGCUGCUGUACCAAUCCCAACAACUUCAAUGAUGACAUGACUAUCACUACCAUGAUCUUUCCAAGCAGUCGACGCAGUGCGACGCUAAGAAAGAAGUCUCACGAGGAUGUCGGUAAUGGUAGAAUACCYAACGGUAAACCUAARUCAAGGAUAAAGAGAYUGCUCGGGUUUAAGAAUCCGCCUCAAGAAUCGCUACAGGACUCGAGCUCGGACCACGCCCUGGACAAAAGAGUUCACGAGGAAACCUACAUUGAAAAGGAUCACGAGAUACAACCCUGCCUUGCUACACAACCAAACGGGAAGGAACACACCAACCAUCAACGUCAUGUUCAUUAUGACGACGAGUUUCUUCAGGUUAAUGAAGCAAACCAUAGCAAGGACGCUGAUUCUAAUUCGCUAUUAAGUGAUACAAAUAACAACCCUAGCGAUAACGAGAAUCCGUCCAGCGCUGUUUACAAACCUCUCCUCAAAACUGACGAACUUGAUUCACAGGUGGGUAAUGACACUUCAGAAAUAUCAACCUUUCACGAUCGCGAGCGAAAUCAAUUCUACUUUUACGUAGACGGACAAUACAUCGCUGAAGACGAUUUAAAAACAUCCAUUGUAUAAUGCAUUUGAACGAACAAUCGUGUGCACAUGGAAGACGUGAUCAGAAUCGCCACGUAAACAUAAACGAAAGCGGUUAUCUAAUAUGGAAGAUGCGAUCAUCAUCACCACGUGAUCUUAUCUAAUAUGGAAGAUGUGAUCAACGCUAUACGUGAAAAUGUUGAUGCGAACACUUGGAAUGGAAGGUGUGAUCACUUACAACUAUCAUGUGGUCUCUGAUUGCAACGAUCAAUUGAAUGGAUGCUGAGAAACCCAUCACGUGGUCUUUGAGAACAAAGAUCGACAUUACACUAAAAUAUAUAAGAUUUGAUCAAAACUUACAGUGCAGAUCAAAAUUCGAAAUGAAACAUGUGAUCAAAACUUUUACUGCAGAGCAGAUCAAAAUUAUGGAACAUGCGAUCGAAGCUACCAGACGACCGUUUACUAUGCAGAUCAAAAUUCGAAAUGGAAUAUUUGAUCGAGACAAUCACCAAGUGAUCGAUAAUGAUGAAGUUCAAAAUUGGAAAUGGAAGAUUUCCCAGGGAAUCCCCUGCUAAAUUGAUCAAGCAUGAAUCGAUUUCUCUCACAAYUGUCAGAAGAAUUAUGAUAUAUAUUUAAGGUUAACUUAUAUCCACAGCAAUAGGCAAGGUAUCAAAGACAUAGCGCAUCAUACCAAAUAAGGUGUAAAGCCCCAACCAAUGUUAGGAAGAAAUUCCUCUUUUUUCUUGAGAGGUAGCUAGAGAGUUAGUCAAAGGAACUCUAAAAAAACGGUUGAAGUAAGUUUGACUAUCUGUAAGAAACCCUACCUUAUUUUAAAAUCAUCAGAUCGUAUUUAUUUAGCUUGAAAACCCGUCAAACUUGUAGAUUAGAGUGUUAGGACUAGUUCGAAAUUCGACUUCGCUAGAUAUAAUUACUAGAAGCUUGUCAAUAAACAAAACAACACAAGCACUAUUCUCGUACUUACACCACCUUACCCAAACACUGGGGGGAGUCUAAGAUUACAAAACAUGUUUUGCUAAUACAAGCACUAAAUUAAAGCCAAGGCAGGAUUUUUUUGGUUUACAGAGCUUCUGAGAUCCACCAAGGGAUGUACGAGAAUAGUAUAAUAUGUGGUACUGUUUCGUAGGGUAAGAAAGAUAUAAUGAGAUACUAGUGUUUAAACGCAGGUACUAGUUUUUGAGAAAGGUUAGAAUAUACUGGUGCUCAAUCACAAAAAAAGCGCCGAAAAACGGAGAGUUUUCCUUUCCAACUUAAGUAGUUUAGCUGUCAAACCUAAAGCUGUUUGGAUGUCACGCUCGUCACGCUUCUCAUGCUCAUUAUCGCUGAUAGUGUAUUCGUUUUGUUGUACACAUCUAAGUACUUCAAACUACAUGGACUUAAUAAUAUAACUCAUGGAWGACAAUAAACUGUAAGAUAUUGAA